Penicillium coprophilum is the source of this 1209-nucleotide messenger RNA. Its product is annotated as Oxoglutarate/iron-dependent dioxygenase. The transcript has 4 exons. Bases 1 to 1209 code for a protein of 402 amino acids. Gene Ontology annotation, molecular function: dioxygenase activity. The record is from RefSeq and is a predicted model, not a curated record. NCBI's taxonomy places the organism in Eukaryota, Fungi, Ascomycota, Eurotiomycetes, Eurotiales, Aspergillaceae.
AUGCUCUCCCAUCAGAGUGUCUCACCAGUUAUCCAUGACAACUAUAAUGGUCAUGCCCACCUAAGACUAUAUUCUCAAGAGCAGAAAGAUGGCCUGAGUACUACUACAGCACCGAGCGAAUUAGGUAGCACAAUGCCACCGAAUCAUGCGGCCCGUGUUGGACAGUUCAAGACAUUCACUUUGCCCGAGAAUGUUACAGGGUCUCCUACAGAUGUUCAAAUGGGCAAGGAUAUGAUUAACGCGUGGCGCGAAGAUGGUAUCCUCCAGAUUUCAAUGAAUCCAAAACAGCAAGAUCUCUGUGAUAAGGCGUUUACCGCCAGUAAACGAUUCUUUGCGAAGCCUUCUAGCGAAAAAGCUGCUUGUGUGGACACCCAGAGCUACGCCGGCUAUAUUGCUUCUGGGGAGGAGAUUACAGAUGGGAUUGCGGAUUAUUCAGAGAUAUUCACAGUCACUAAGGAUCUACCCCUAGAUGAGCCUCGAGUGCAAGCUAAGUGGCCUUGCCAUGGUCCUUGCCCUUGGCCAGAUAUUGAUAUGAAGACCCCUAUACAAUCUUAUAUAGACUCCUUGGGUGACAGCGGAGAAACGCUACUUCAGCUGAUCGAAUAUGGACUUGGUCUGGAUCCUUCGACUCUAACUUCUUUAACUAAGGAUGGAUGGCACCAUCUCCGUGCCCUAAGGCUCCCUGAAAUGUAUAAUACCAACGGAAGGGGAAAAGAGGGCCGCGGUAUUGGGUCUCAUACGGACUACGGCCUAUUAGUUAUUGCAGCCCAAGACGAAGUUGGAGGCCUAUUUGUUCGGCCCCCUACGACCGAUGAGAAGCCAGAAAAUUGGAAGAAGAGCGCUGCUGGCUUCCGUGAAGAUGAUGAAGGAUGGGUCUAUGUGCCACCUGUCCCCGGAGUCUUCGGGGUAUUCCCAGGGGAUAUGAUGCAGUUUAUUACCAACUCGUACCUACCAUCAACUCCCCACAAAGUCGGUCUUAAUACCCGCGAGUGCUUCGCCUUCGCCUACUUUCAUGAGCCUAGCUUCCAAGCUACGAUCUCCCCAAUUGGAAAGCUUUACAAUGGCCAGCCUUCAGAUGAGAAGAUCCAUUACGGAACCCACUUCACAAACAUGUUUAUGAGAAACUAUCCCGAUCGAGUAACAACAAAGAGGAUUAUAAGCGAGGAUCGCUUAAAGCUAUUGGAUCUGCCUGAGCUGAGGACCCAAUAG